Messenger RNA from Moesziomyces aphidis, 822 nucleotides. The record is from the annotation of a GenBank genome assembly. Lineage: Eukaryota; Fungi; Basidiomycota; Ustilaginomycetes; Ustilaginales; Ustilaginaceae.
AUGGCUGCUCAGCAGUACCACCGCUCGGACAAUGCAGAGGUGUAUCGCACCCAUGCCUCGUUUGUCUACUCGAAUGCCUUCACCGCCGCGGUAGUCAAGCUGCUCGACCCACGACCGGGCGACCACGUCAUUGACCUGGGCUGCGGAAGCGGAGAGCUAACGAUCGAGGUGGCGUCUGCGGUCGGCCCGGACGGGAGCGUACUUGGGCUCGACGCGAGUGCCGACAUGAUCACCGAGGCACAAUCUCUUGCCGCACGUUCCACAACCUCAUCCGCAGCACCCAUAGAGUUCGUCGUCAAGGACGGCCACGACGCUCUGUACGACAAGACCGUAGACAAGGUGUUCAGCAAUGCGGCGCUGCACUGGAUGAAGCGCUCGCCGAGUGCUGUUGUGAAGAACGUGUACGGCGUGCUGCGUCCAGGCGGACGCUUUGCAGCCGAGAUGGGCGGCCACAUGAACUGCGUUGGGGUGCGUGGUCAGCUUCACCGCUCGCUGCGCCAGCGUGGGCUCGAUCCCACCCGGUACGAUCCGUGGUUCUUCCCGACGCCGCAAGAGUACCGACAGCUGCUCCUCAGCGCAGGGUUCCAAGUCGAGUCGUGCGAGCUCGUGCCCCGCAUCACGCCGCUGCCCAAGCAGAGCAGUCUGCGAGGAUGGCUCGAGACAUUCGCCGGCCCGUUCCUCCACGCCAUCGACGCAGAGCAGGACAAGCAGGCGGUGGUGGCAGAGGUGGAGGACGCGCUAAGACCCGACUGCUACGAUGCAGAGAGCGGAGUGUGGAGCGUCAUGUACGUGCGUCUGCGUGUGCUCGUUCACAAGCCAUGA